Molecule: messenger RNA, 1144 nt
Organism: Clupea harengus (Atlantic herring)
Lineage: Eukaryota; Metazoa; Chordata; Actinopteri; Clupeiformes; Clupeidae
Gene: ndufaf2
Product: NADH:ubiquinone oxidoreductase complex assembly factor 2
Biological process (GO): mitochondrial respiratory chain complex I assembly
Cellular component (GO): mitochondrion; respiratory chain complex I; membrane
Source: RefSeq, a predicted model, not a curated record
CAUUUGUUGUCUUGACGUCGGCUGCUAGAGUUUUCGUUGCACGCAGUUGCAGAAGAAGGUCACGGCUGAACAGUGAAUUAAUUUGUCCUGAAAAGUCAAAAUGAGUCGAUUUGCUAGUAUAAUAAGAAAGACGUUUGGGGUGAUCAAAGAGCUCGUGGGGACAGAUCAUCUUGGUAAUAAAUAUUAUAUGAUACCAGAACAGAAGACAUGGACAGGAAGAGUCGUACGGGCAAAGAAAAUGGUGGUCGCCCUCAACCCUAACGAAUUUGAGUAUACAGAGGGAAGCAUACCCUCAGAAUGGGAUGCAUGGAUUCGUGGCCGUCGAAAGCAACCCCCCACCAUUGAGGAGCUUCUGAAGAACGAGCGCUACAGAAAAGAGAUCAAAGUGAAGGCUCGGGAGGUGGAAGAGAGGGACUUGGCCUUGCAGGCAAAGGAGUACGAGGAAGGACUUAUAGCAAGCCCCACACAGACCCUGGCUACAGGCCAUGCAGCCGCCACCCCAUUUGGCAAAGCAGAAGUCAGCGAAGACCCUGUGAGCUCUGGUGGCUCUUUCCAGCCGGGGUCCUGGGCACCCUCAGAAUCCAAAAAAUAAACCAGGGGUUUGGCCCUGACUUACAGAUUCUAGUUACACAAGUGUUUAUGGACAUUUACCUUAGAGGGCGAUGAGGUGCAACCAGGAUGGGUUGAUUGCUGCAGAGUUCUCUGUCAACAGGCAGAGGUGGGACAGUGGCAGUAUUUUGGGGAGCUAAUCCCGAUGGACGUACUGUGGGGUUUGAAGUGCAGGUCCUGGUGUCGACACGAUUAUUAGUUACUCCAAAUACUUUGAAAACUGUUAUAAGGAGCUUCACUGUGAAGCUGCUGCGGUGGGUUCAUUACCACUGUGUGCUCUGGAGAGGGGGGACACUCGGGGGCCAAACUACUGCUAAUUUGAAUGCUAUGAAUGUUCCAGGAAGGUUUGAAAGAUCUCUCAGUGAAUAUUUUGAUUACGGGUUUAUAUUUUAUCCCCCCAAUCAUGUCCCUUCCAUCAAACUGAAUACUUCUGAAAUGCAUGCGUGGUGGUUUCAGUGUAGCCUAUUUCAGAGAAUUCAAAUAUCUAAGUUAGGAUUCACUGUAUUGGUUUUGUCAAAUAAAAUGGAAAUGUCUC